Branchiostoma belcheri (Belcher's lancelet) is the source of this 1008-nucleotide messenger RNA. Its product is annotated as exosome complex component RRP42-like. NCBI's taxonomy places the organism in Eukaryota, Metazoa, Chordata, Leptocardii, Amphioxiformes, Branchiostomatidae. Gene Ontology annotation, cellular component: nuclear exosome (RNase complex); cytoplasmic exosome (RNase complex). Bases 50 to 925 code for a protein of 291 amino acids. Gene Ontology annotation, biological process: nuclear mRNA surveillance; nuclear polyadenylation-dependent rRNA catabolic process; nuclear polyadenylation-dependent mRNA catabolic process. The record is from RefSeq and is a predicted model, not a curated record. The transcript has 8 exons.
CAAGAACGGAUGACGUAGUACACAUUGUGUUGUCCGGAGCUGAGGAAGCAUGUCUUCCACGUUAGGAGUUCUGAGCGACGCGGAAAGGCUGUUUAUUGUCCACGGAGUACAGGAUGACCUGCGGUCUGACGGCCGUGCCUGUGAAGACUACAGACAUGUCGAGGUGGAAACUGACGUGGUGUCCAACACCAGCGGAUCUGCUCGACUCAGACUGGGUAACACAGAUAUUCUGGUUGGUGUAAAAGCUGAGAUGGGGGAGCCAGAUCCAGGAAGACCAAAAGAAGGAAAACUAGAAUUCUUUGUAGAUUGUUCAGCCAAUGCUUCACCCGAGUUUGAAGGAAGAGGAGGAGAAGAACUAGCCAUUGAGGUCUCUAAUGCUUUACAAAGAAUAUUCAACAGCAAAAGUACCCUGGAUCUGACUGCUCUGUGCAUCAUACCAGGAGGGCAGUGUUGGGUCCUCUUUGUGGAUGUCCUGGUUUUGGAGUGUGGAGGGAACCUGUUUGAUGCUGUAUCUCUAGCUGUCAAAGCUGCCCUCUAUAACACAAGAAUUCCCACAGUGAUAGUGACGGCAGAUGAUGAGGGUCAACAGGAGAUUGAGCUGUCAGAUGACCCAUAUGAUGUCAAAAGGCUGGACGUGGACAAUGUACCUCUUAUUGUCACAUUGAGCAAGAUUGGCCACAGACAUGUAGUGGAUGCUAGUUGGGAGGAAGAGCUGUGUUCCCUGGCCAGACUCACAGUUGGAGUCACCCAGAAGGGAACCAUUGCUGGCCUCAACAAGGAAGGCUCGGGGAGUCUGGACCCUGAGAGCAUCUAUGAGAUGAUAGAGUCUGGUAAGAAAGUGGGAGUGGUGCUGAAUUCUAGGCUUAAAGAAGCCUUGGAGAAAGAAGAGAACAGCAAAAGGGAAAAAGUUGGCUUCUUAGGAUAGGAGUACAGUACUAUAUUUUGAAGUAUAUUAGAGCAGUAUUUUUGAAACCUCAGAAUGGGACCAAAAAGUCCAAGCUUGGAGUA